Caenorhabditis bovis is the source of this 627-nucleotide messenger RNA. Lineage: Eukaryota; Metazoa; Nematoda; Chromadorea; Rhabditida; Rhabditidae. The record is from the annotation of a GenBank genome assembly.
AUGAAACUGAACGCGUUCUUCGAGAGAUUCCUCAAGCCUUCGUCGUCGAGCAACACGCCGAAGCCGCGAGGCGGCGCGCGGAACAACAUGUACUCGGAAUUGAUUGAGCCCCAAGAGCUGUACGAAACGAUGGCCACUCCUGUCAAGGAAGAGGAUGUUCUUGAGAAGAACUUCGACGACCUCGAUCUCGUCCCAGUCAAUGUGAACAAGUCCGGAAAAUUGACGCUUCUCAAGCAGUUCUCAUCGCAAGCGCGCCAUAUGGUUCAAAAGGGAGAAAAGAUUGACUGGAAGAAAGUCCGACCGGAAGACGCUCAUCGCUGCCAAUUGUGGUUCUUCUUGGGUCUCGGCCUCCGAGAAGCCGAGAACAUGCUUCGCUACUUUAAUGAGAACAACGCGUUCGUUGUGAGCUAUUGCCAUGGAAAAUAUUUUCUAUCGGUGUGGAAAGAGCACAAGGCUCUUCAUUUCUGCAUAACGCACUAUUUGAGAAAGAAUGGAAAACUCGCGUUCCGAUUGGAUCUUGAGAAGAAGUUCCACAACAUCGUCGAGCUCACUGAGUACUAUCAGAAGCAUGAGAGUUAUGCGCUAGGAGAGAAGCUCGGUGUCGGCGUUGGCGUUUACAAAAAAUAG